Molecule: messenger RNA, 2051 nt
Organism: Macadamia integrifolia
Lineage: Eukaryota; Viridiplantae; Streptophyta; Magnoliopsida; Proteales; Proteaceae
Product: glucose-6-phosphate 1-dehydrogenase, cytoplasmic isoform-like
Exons: 16
Coding region: 195-1760 (521 amino acids)
Biological process (GO): glucose metabolic process; pentose-phosphate shunt, oxidative branch
Cellular component (GO): cytosol
Molecular function (GO): NADP binding; glucose-6-phosphate dehydrogenase activity
Source: RefSeq, a predicted model, not a curated record
GCAGAAGACAGAGACAGAGACAGAGACCGACAGAGAGGGCCGGGAGUAGGUGAUGGAUCAAACCAAUUGAAAUCCAGAAUUCAAUUCCUCGGCCUCUUCGCUUCGAACUUCGCAUCUACAAGGUAGUAAAGAGAUCAGGUGGUGUCAUUGACAUAGACUUCUGAGAUAGCUCUGCCCAAUCAAACCUAUCCAGGAUGAUGGAAUCGAAUGGGGCUUCAUCAGAAGGGAGACUUAGUUUGAGAAGUGAGUCCUUCUCAGACGCAAAAGACCUUGACCUAGUUCCGGAGACUGGGUGUCUCUCCAUUGUUGUGCUUGGUGCCUCCGGUGACCUUGCUAAGAAGAAGACAUUCCCGGCACUUUUCAAUCUUUUCCGGCAGGGGUUCCUUCAACCAACUGAAGUUCAUAUUUUUGGGUAUGCACGAACAAAAAUAUCAGAUGCUGAGUUAAGAGACCGCAUACGUGGGCAUCUCAUCAAGGGGAAGGCAGCUUCCUCUGAUCUCUCUGAAGACGUAUCAAAUUUUCUGGAAUUGAUCAAAUAUAUUAGUGGUUCUUAUGAUUCUGAGGAUGGCUUUCGCCUUUUGGAUAAGGAAAUUACUGACCAUGAAAUCUCAAAAAACAGUCAAGAAGGAUCAUCCCGGAGACUUUUUUAUCUUGCACUUCCUCCAUCAGUAUAUCCGUCUGUUUGCAAAAUGAUCAGGAAUUGUUGCAUGAAUAAAUCUGAUCUUGGUGGAUGGACUCGAGUUAUUGUUGAGAAGCCUUUUGGAAAGGAUUUGGACACUGCGGAGCAGCUUAGUGCACAGCUUGGGGAGUUAUUUGAUGAACAGCAACUUUACCGUAUUGACCACUACUUGGGAAAGGAAUUGGUGCAAAACUUGCUGGUACUUCGUUUUGCUAAUCGCUUCUUUUUGCCUCUGUGGAACCGUGACAACAUUGAUAACAUACAGAUUGUCUUCAGGGAGGAUUUUGGAACUGAAGGACGUGGUGGAUACUUUGAUGAAUAUGGAAUCAUCCGUGACAUCAUUCAAAAUCAUCUGUUGCAGGUCCUCUGCUUGGUUGCCAUGGAGAAACCUGUUUCUCUUAAACCUGAGCACGUCAGGGAUGAGAAAGUGAAGGUUCUUCAAUCUGUCGAACCUAUAAAAGCAGAAGAUGUGGUCCUGGGACAGUAUGAAGGGUACAAGGAUGAUCCAACAGUUCCUGACAAUUCUAAUACCCCAACUUUUGCAACUGUUGUUUUGCGUAUACACAAUGAGAGAUGGGAAGGUGUCCCUUUUAUAAUGAAGGCAGGCAAAGCAUUAAAUUCAAGAAAGGCAGAAAUUCGCGUUCAGUUUAAGGAUACACCUGGUGAUAUCUUUAAAUGUAAAAAACAAGGGAGAAAUGAGUUCGUGAUACGGCUGCAACCAUCAGAGGCCAUGUACAUGAAGCUUACAGUCAAGAAACCUGGACUGGAAAUGUCAACCAUUCAGAGUGAACUAGACUUGUCCUAUGGACAACGUUAUCAAGGGGUUCCAAUUCCUGAGGCUUAUGAGCGUUUGAUUCUUGAUACAAUACGGGGGGAUCAGCAGCAUUUUGUUCGGAGGGAUGAGUUGAAGGUUGCGUGGGAGAUAUUCACUCCAUUGCUGCACAAAAUUGACGAAGGGGGGGUGGAGCCAAUUCCAUACAAACCAGGCAGCCGAGGUCCAAUGGAGGCAGAUGAGCUUUUGGCAAAGGCUGGCUACGUGCAAACACAUGGUUAUAUUUGGAUCCCACCUACAUUGAAUUAACUUAUAUCUGGGUGGUUUAGAUGAAUAAUCUCUUAUCAACGGUUGCUUAAGUUGGAUUGAGGGCACAGCUUUAGAACACCUGUAUGGGUAGCAAUGCAGCAAAUAAGCCCACGCCCUCUCUGGCAAAUAAUUUCUCCCCUGCUUUGCAUGCCAUUUCAACUCGGUAUACAAUAGUAAGCGUGAUAUAUAUUGUUCAUUGGGAAGAAUUGUUUAUGAUGUUUAUAUGUAAGAGAGUUACUGUGUGCAAUGACAUUUUGUAUUUGAGGAACUGCAAAUGAGUUUUUAUCUUCA